AUGCCUUCCCCACUUAGUUAUUUUCAACCUUCAGCAAAAUUCUUACCCACAAACUCAAUAUCGCCGCUCGACGAGCAGGAACUUGACGAGCUAUCACCCACGACCCAGCCUGGGAAUACUUCUGUUGUUACUAGAAGUGAGGUAGACCAACUAUCAUUUCGAGAAGAAAGUGACUCAGACGAGGAAGCCGGAGACCAAAACUUUCUGAUGGGUGCCAAACCUCGAAAUAAGAAAAACCAGACGUCAAAGGUUUUAAAGUCUGGAGAUGAAAUCAAAAAAGCCAGCCAAAUUGAAAUUUCCCUAGAGUCUACUGGCUCGAAUCGCGAGGCCAUAUCUCUCGAUGACCAUGAUCUUAAAACACCAACAACAGUGAACCACAGUUUCUUUCAACUACCAAUGCGGGACAGGAGGAACUUUGGACUCUUAGUUCUACUCUAUUUCCUACAGGGCGUUCCAAUGGGGCUUGCAUCGGGCAGUGUGCCAUUUCUCUUGAAGCCACAUAUGAGCUAUUCAGCACUUGGAGUAUUCAGCCUUGCAUCCUACCCAUAUUCAUUAAAGUUACUAUGGAGUCCUAUUGUUGAUGCAUGCUGGUCUCCUAAACUUGGUCGAAGGAAGUCCUGGAUAAUGCCAAUCCAACUUCUUUCUGGUAUGGGAAUGAUAUGGUUGGGCUCUCGGGUAAAAGGCAUGAUGGCGGAAGCAGAAGCAGGUAAUGGCGAUGGAAUAUGGAAAUUCACCUAUUGGUGGUUUUUUCUAGUGUUCAUGUGCGCCACACAGGACAUUGCCGUCGACGGAUGGGCACUCACUCUACUCAGGCCGGAGAACAUAUCUUAUGCCUCAACAGCCCAGACUGUCGGGUUAACUGCUGGUCAUUUUAUGUCAUACACCGUAUUCCUUGCAUUCGAAUCACCCGACUUCGCCAACCGCUGGUUUCGUAAUCAACCUUCGCCGGAGGGAUUGAUGACACUACCCGGAUAUCUACGCUUCUGGGGCUGGAUGUAUAUUAUUGUAACGUUAGGUCUUGCAAUUUUCAAAAAAGAAGAAAAAACCCGGAAUGAAGAUGGUAUUUGGGAUGUCUACAAAGUCAUGUGGGGGAUUCUUAAACUCAGAAAUAUCCAGACUAUAAUUAUCAUCCAUCUAAUUGCUAAGAUUGGAUUUCAGGCUAAUGAUGGGGUUACUAACCUUAAACUAAUUGACAAAGGAUUCACGCAGGAGGAUAUGGCCUUAACGGUAUUAAUUGAUUUUCCAUUCGAGAUUGGUCUUGGAUACUACGCUGGAAAAUGGUCAACUACUUACACACCGCUACGUCUCUGGUGCUGGGGAUUCGUGGGUCGCUUGAUAGCAGCUAUAAUUGCACAGAUUACUGUAGUAAUGUUUCCAUCUAAUGGUGUCGGAACAAUGUACCUACUCGUGGUAAUUGCAGAACAUAUCUUUAGUACCUUCACAAGUACAGUCAUGUUUGUAGCAGUUUCUACUUUCCAUGCUCAAAUUGCAGAUCCUGCAAUCGGUGGUACCUAUAUGACUUUACUGGCAACUGUCUCAAACUUAGGUGGAACAUUUCCCCGCUUCUUCGUUUUAAAGUUAGUGGAUCUCUUUACAGUUGCAACCUGUUCACCCUCAUCACUUUCGAGCUCUCCCUCUUUCGUCCUACCCGACUCCUUACGCGGUCCGAUUAUAACUUCACCAUUUCCCUGUGGACUUGCACAAGAAAAAGACCGCUGCAUUCAGGGUGGUGGAACCUGUGCUAUUGAAAGUGACGGCUACUAUUCCAUCAAUGUUGCCUGUGUAAUAAUCGGCUUCUUGACUUUCUUCUUAUAUAUCAAACCUGCUGCAUUACGGUUACAAGCUCUGCCGUUGCGUGCUUGGAGAAUGGUAAAUUAUGAUACGGUAUUUCACGAUUGA
Molecule: messenger RNA, 1899 nt
Organism: Blumeria graminis f. sp. triticale
Lineage: Eukaryota; Fungi; Ascomycota; Leotiomycetes; Helotiales; Erysiphaceae
Source: the annotation of a GenBank genome assembly